Molecule: messenger RNA, 2970 nt
Organism: Morone saxatilis (striped sea-bass)
Lineage: Eukaryota; Metazoa; Chordata; Actinopteri; Moronidae
Gene: pgm2l1
Product: phosphoglucomutase 2-like 1
Exons: 14
Coding region: 119-1981 (620 amino acids)
Biological process (GO): carbohydrate metabolic process
Molecular function (GO): glucose-1,6-bisphosphate synthase activity; magnesium ion binding; intramolecular phosphotransferase activity
Source: RefSeq, a predicted model, not a curated record
ACAGUGGGACAUUUGAGCGCCGGCAGCCAUAACAAAGAGGAGAAUGUGUGUGAGGUUCAGGGUCCGGUGGAGGAGCUAACACGGUAUCAGUGUUAGCCGGUAGCCUCUGUCUGUCAGCAUGGGGGACGUUAACGGGGACCUGAACGCCAACUCCCGGUACCGGAGCACCGGCGACCCGCAGGUGGACAAGGCGGUGCACCAGUGGUUGACCUGGGACAAGAACCAGCGGACCCGGGCUCAGCUGGAGUCUCUGGUUGCGGCGGGUCAUCUGGAUGAUCUGAGGAAGAGGCUCUGCAGCAGGAUGAGCUUCGGCACGGCGGGACUCAGAGCCGCCAUGGGAGCCGGAUUCAGCCGGAUCAACGACCUCACUGUUAUCCAGUCCACACAGGGUUUAUACUCGUACCUGUCCAGGUACUGUGCAGACUUCAGCAGGAGAGGAGUGGUUGUUGGUUUCGACACCAGAGGACAGGAGGAGAGUGGCUGCAGCAGUCAGCGUUUGGCGAACCUAACAGCUGCUGUGAUGCUCAGCAGAGACGUUCCUGUUCAUCUUUUCUCCACGUUCGUCCCGACGCCGUACGUGCCGUACGCCGUGAAGAAGCUCGGGGCAGCGGCCGGAGUGAUGAUCACCGCCUCACACAACCCCAAAGAAGACAACGGAUACAAGGUGUACUGGUGUAACGGCGCUCAGAUCUCCUCACCCCAUGACAAGGAGAUCCUGCGGAGUAUCGAGGAGCAGCUGGAGCCCUGGAGCUCCUCCUGCUGGGACGAGGAGCUGGUAGAGAGCUGCUCCCUGAGGACCGACCCCCUGACCCAGAUCAACAGCUGCUACAUGGACGAGCUCACCUCCCUCUGCUUCCACAGGGAUCUGAACAGAAGUUGUCCAUUAAAGUUUGUCCACUCGUCGUUCCACGGUGUCGGACACGUCUUCGUCCAGCAGGCCUUCCUCACCUUCGGCUUUGCUCCGCCGAUCCCCGUCCCCGAGCAGAAAGACCCCGACCCCAACUUCUCCUCCGUCAGCUGCCCCAACCCCGAGGAGGGAGCGUCGGUCCUGGAACUUUCACUUCUUCUGGCAGAGAAAGAAAACGCUCGGAUCGUUCUGGCGACGGAUCCUGACGCCGAUCGUUUGGCUGUAGCAGAGAACUCUGACAGGUGCGGUUGGAAGGUGUUCACAGGUAACGAGCUGGCGGCUCUGUUGGGUUGGUGGAUGUUCUUUAAUUGGAAGGAGGCUCAUCCAGAUCCUGCAGACUCUCAGAAGGUUUACAUGUUGGCCACCACAGUCUCCUCCAAGAUCCUGCAGGCCUUCGCUCGCAUCGAGGGGUUCCACUUCGAGGAAACUCUUCCUGGCUUUAAAUGGAUCGGGAACAGAAUACACGAACUCUCCAAAACAGGAAACACAGUCAUAUUCGCCUUCGAAGAGUCGAUUGGUUUCCUUUGCAGCAGUUUGGUCCCUGAGAAAGACGGCGUGAGUUCGGCAGCGGUCGUGGCUGAAAUGGCGGCUUACCUCCACAACAAGAACCUGAGUCUGAACCAACAACUGCACAACAUCUACCAGACGUAUGGUUAUCACAUGUCUAAAACCUCCUACGUGGUCUGUAACGACCCCCCCACCAUCCAGAAGAUCUUCAGCCGGAUCAGAAACUUCGACGGCGAAGGUUCGUACCCGAAGACGUGCGGCGGCGAGCAGAUUGUCCACGUCAGAGACGUAACCACGGGAUACGACAGCAGCCAGCCCGACCUCAGAUCUGUACUUCCUGUGACGAGGAGCAGUCACAUGAUCACCUUCACGCUACAGAACGGCGUCGUGGCCACGCUGAGAACCAGCGGCACCGAACCCAAAAUCAAAUUCUACACGGAGUACUGCGCUGCCCCAGGGAACAGCGAGGCGUCCCGUCUGGAGGAGGAGCUCAGGAAGAUCACAGACGCUCUGCUGGACGAGUUCCUGGAGCCCGAGAGGAACAACCUGAUUCGCCGCUGCGUCUAGAUCCGCCUCCCAGCCCCCCCCCACAGCUGCUUCCUGUUGCUGAUGUCACAUCCUGUCGUGUUCAUAGAAGAAUGGGAGCAGCCGCUGCUUCACCGCUGUGGUAUCAAUAAAGUUCAUGUUAGACACUAAAACUGAUCAAUAUUUAGUUUGGUAUUCUGUCCGUCAUUGAUCACCAUACAGCAGAGAGCAUCAUGGGUAAACGACCAAAGAGGGGUUCUUUCACUGUGAUUGGUUAUCAGCUGCAGGAUCAAUAAAGUAUUAGCAACAGAUAUAAACAACCAAAAACACCGUAAACUAGUUCAGUCCCUAUAUGGAAGUUCAUUCACGACUAAACAGAUUCACAUUAUUCAAUAAGUGAUUGUACGGAGGCCUUUUUCCUCUUAUUACAAACCAAAUGAUUCCGUUUGAAUAUCACUUUAUCUCGUUACGUUAAUGUUAUUGCAAUGAGAUAUUUGUUUCUUGCUUUAAUGAAAGAUUUUUAUUUUGUGUAAUGUUAUUAUUAAAGGCGUUUUCUAUAUUUUGAGUUUCAAAUCUAUGGAGCCCCUAAAGUCCCAUGAGGUGAUUUUAAUAUCUUGCUCUAGAGUUUAAACCUAUUCGAGUUGAAACUGUUAGUUGAUGAAUUCAUUAAUAGAUUCACUGAAAAUCGUUUCACAACAAUUUAACUUUUUGAGUUUGUGACCUCUGACCUUUGUUUUGUCCUGACUGAGCUUCCAUAUGUGGACUGAAAGCAGAAUGUCUCUGUAUCUUCUUUCUUUGUGUUUUUGAUGUUUCCCCUCACUCUCUAUGGAUGUUAUUUAUUUUUAUACUGGAGAUAAAAGAUAUUUAUGUGCCCAUCGGCGUUCAGACGACGAGACGCUGUUGAUGCUGAUUUAAGGAUCUCUUUUUGUUUUCGGUUUGGUGUUUUGGAAAGAGGACAGAGUGAGACCUCUGUGUGUGUGACUGCUGUUAUUGUAGUUCUGACAAUCCGCCAAUAAAAACUGUAAAAUGUG